Magnolia sinica is the source of this 4124-nucleotide messenger RNA. RefSeq names its product protein DETOXIFICATION 45, chloroplastic-like. Gene Ontology annotation, cellular component: membrane. Gene Ontology annotation, biological process: transmembrane transport. Gene Ontology annotation, molecular function: xenobiotic transmembrane transporter activity; antiporter activity. The record is from RefSeq and is a predicted model, not a curated record. NCBI's taxonomy places the organism in Eukaryota, Viridiplantae, Streptophyta, Magnoliopsida, Magnoliales, Magnoliaceae. The coding region runs from base 245 to 2038 and encodes 597 amino acids. The transcript has 15 exons.
GGGAAAACGAUAGGGAGGGGGGCCCACAAUAUUCCAAAGAUACCUCACCUCAAAAUCAUAGGCGUUGGAAAGACAAUAGCCAUUUCUACGUCUGUUGAAAGCUUUUGGAUGGAUUCCAAUUCCAGAAAAUAGGUUUUGUAGAUACCCUUCUUCUUCGUCCUCUCAAGAUUCUCAACUCCACAGCGUACAGUUGUUAACCUGAUGCCUGGCACCUGAAUCGGAAGAAAUAACUGAGUUUCUUACCAUGAAGGUCACCCAACUAAGAGGCCCACUUCCUAAUGGGUUGACAGCUUCUCGGCAUGAAGAGAAACCCAUGAAAAAAAUGAUAAGGUCCUCUGCAUCUGGAUGUUCAGUUGAAAUCCAUAAUCUCAUGAUAAUGGACAAUGAAGUUAGUGCCCCCAACAUUGUGAAGCCUUUAUAUCUGGCUGGUGGCCAUAAUAAACCAUUCUUUUCACCAGUGAUGGCCUACAGAAAGCGCAUCUUUUCAGUGGUCAAUAGCCAAUCUCGCUCAGAUUACAGUGCGGGUACUUAUGAUGAGGGGAGUUUUACUGGAAAGAAAGGAGAUCGUCUAGGCAGUUUUAUGGAGGGAAUUUUUGAGUUGAUGGGAAUUCCUACCACCGGGUCAGGUUCUAGAAGUGUUGAUAAUGAGCUUGUAAUUCUUGCUUUACCAGCAAUUAUAGGACAAGCAGUUGAACCCUUCUCUCAAUUGAUGGAGACAGCAUUUAUUGGUAGAUUAGGUCCCCUGGAGUUGGCUUCGGCUGGUGUUUCAGUUUCAAUCUUUAACAUCAUAUCAAAGCUAUUUAAUAUUCCUCUCCUUAGCGUCACAACGUCAUUUGUGGCUGAAGACAUUGCAAAGAAUGCCCACAGGGACUCUGUCUUAGAUAGGGAUCCUCAAGAAGAGAAUGGUGUAGGUAAACCUUUUUUUGAAGCUUCACCAGAAAGAAUGCAGCUACCCUCAGUCUCUACUGCCUUGUUUUUAGCAUCUGGGAUUGGAAUCCUUGAAGCCGCAGGUUUGUACUUGGGAGCCGGAAUGUUUCUCAACAUGAUGGGCUUACCAUUAGCUUCACCCAUGCGCAUUCCGGCACAACGAUUUCUCUCACUAAGGGCUCUUGGUGCUCCCGCAGUUGUACUUUCUCUGGCUAUUCAAGGAAUCUUUCGUGGUUUUAAGGAUACAAGAACACCUUUGUUAUGUCUGGGAGUGGGUAAUAUUUCAGCUGUGUUUUUACUUCCAUUAUUCAUGUAUUCUUUUCGCCUCGGUAUAAUUGGUGCUGCCAUUGCUACCAUUACAUCUCAGUAUAUUGUUACCCUUUUGCUUAUUUGGUUUCUCAAUAAGAGAGCUGUAUUAUUGCCUCCCAAGAUUGAAGAUUUGCAGUUUGAUGGAUAUAUGAAAUCUGGUGGUUUGCUACUUGGCAGAACUCUAGCAGUGCAGAUGACAUUGUUUCUAGGCACAUCAAUGGCUGCUCCUCAAGGGCCAAUAGCUAUGGCAGGUCAUCAGAUAUGCUUGCAAGUAUGGUUGCCUGCUUCUCUCCUUUCGGAUGCGUUAGGUGCGGCUGGCCAGGCUCUAAUUGCAAGUUCUUUCUCAAAGAGCGACUACAAAAAAGUGAGAGAAAUUACUUAUUCCGUUCUAAAGACAGGAGCAUUUACUGGUGUUUUCUUAGCUAUCAUACUGGGUACAUGGUACGGUUCUAUUGCUGAAUUAUUCACUAAGGACGUUGAAGUGCUAGGAAUUGUUAGGUCUGGGUUUCUGUUUGUCUGUGCCACUCAACCCAUCAAUGCUCUAGCUUUUGUUUUUGAUGGUCUCCAUUAUGGUGUUUCAGACUUCUCGUAUGCGGCUUUUUCUUCGAUGGUGGUUGGGGUUAUGUCAUCUGCAUUUUUAGUAUAUGCUCCUUCUGUUUUUGGUCUUCCGGGAGUAUGGUUUGGUUUGACUCUUUUCAUGCUCUUGCGUAUGGUAGCAGGGCUUGUUAGAUUAGGAGUGAAAACGGGUCCAUGGUGGUUUUUGCAUAACGUGCCGGAAACUGAGAUGACUUGUUGCAUGUGAGUUCCCAUGGAUACACAUGGCAAGCAUGCACAAGAUCUGGACCGCUCUUCUGGCUGGCCCACAAUGUAUCUGCCAUGGCCCAAAAAUCAGUCAGGUCAGAUGAUCCUAACCUCUCAAUUUGAGGUGAAAAAUGGCCGCGCCCCAUUUAUGGGCCUUCUUCCGGGCUCCUUAUUGACUCAAUGAUGGAUAUCUUUUUAUUGCUAAAGAAAUUAAUAUCAAUGCUAGGACUAUCAAAGAUUUUGACCUGGGCUGAGAGGGAUCAAAUUUGAAUAUGCCUGGCCUUACCAUUUCAAAAUCCGGCCCAGACUGACCGAGGUCCAGCUCAAUGACUACCCUAAUAAAUUACAAGGAAAGUUCAAUAAACCCCAACUACGAGGAAUCUUAAGACAUCUGCGGUCUAUGAGCAGGAUGGUGCUUUAAGUGCCUGUUUGCAUUCUGGCAAUCAAAGCGGAUAGGAUUGGCCCAGUCAAUUUGUUUCCAGCAGUAGAAAAAAAAAAUGAAACAAUUGAUAUUCUGAAGUGUUACUACUUCAGGAGGGGAUGUUUUGGGCAAACCAAAUAUCCAACUUUCUUUUUAUUUGGGUCUUUAAUUUAUAUACAAAAUCCGAAUUUGGGUUCACCCCAACCAAACAGUAUAAAUAGAUAGGUGUGCGUCAAUUAUUUUAAUAAUAUGAAGUAUAUAUUUGAUACAAAUGGAUAGUUGUUUAAAUACAGAGUUUGGAUCCGAUAAAAAGGUUUGUAUUAUUGCAUCUAAGUGCAUCUAACUGUAUUUAAAUGAGUGCAAGUAUGUUGAGAUAUAGUUCAUGGGUGUGUGCAUGUUCAUAUAAGUGCAAUAUACUUAGAUGCAGUUAGAUGCACUUAAACACACUUAGACUCACAUUGUUCACAUAAAAAGCUUCGUAUUGGAUCUGGGCACUUAAAUUAAUAAGUAAGAAAGUUCUUUAAUAUGAUCAUUGCUAGAGCUUUGCUAAACCCACAUGCACGCACAAGGAAUACCAUCAACACUCCACAUGUGCCUGUGUAGCCAACAUAUGCAGUGUCCAAGCUGCCCAUUGGGUGGGUCUGACCAUCUCAACAUCUUUACCAAAAUGUUGUUAGAAACAUUUGGAUGGGCGAGAAACCUUAGCUGAGUUUUUUCAGAAACUAUCCCACCUGACACGUGGACUGGUCUGAUACCUAGGCAAGAGCACAGACAGUGGUAUCCGCCUAAUGAAUGGAUUGGAUCUUUUGCGAAUGUGCCAUGCUGGUAGAUGUGUGGCUUGAACAUGAGCUUCCUUCUACAUGCGUUUGGGCUUAGCGAAGUUCUAGUCAUCCAACUAUCAAGGGCAAAUUUGCUCUUUGAUGUUCUGAGAAUUUUCUAUUAUGAGUAGGAAAAUAAAUUCCUAUUAUAGGAAAAAAACCAGCAUAGUACCUAUGUUCCUAUCAUUUAAAGGGCUGGGCUCCAGUCCACAGUGCACUCUCAGAGUUGGUGCGCACCUAUCUCGAAUCAUCCAAAGACAGUGGACAGAAAUCCAAAAUGGGAUUUUCAAGCCACACUUUUUAACUAGUUGGGAUUCGGCUUACAAUCUUUGGGCAGUCGUAGAUGGUGGGCACGCACUUUUGGUACAUGGCCAUAUGCAUACAAUCUUUCAUGGAAGGCAUCACCAAUAAAGUUACACUUGAUCAAUGUUAGAAUUUGAUUAUUUUUUCCUCUUAUAAAUCUAAACUUAAUAAUGCUUUCUUUCCUUGUGUUGUUGCAAUUCACUUCCAAUCCUGCGCAACCGGUUGAACUGGCACAAGGUGGCUACAGUCGAUUGAAGCUCCAGUUGGAUGAGAUUACAAGCUUAAACCUCAAUCCCAUGAUUCUAUCCCUGCGACGCAAGUAUUUUACUUGUAAUUUACCAUUUUCCAUGAUUAAAUGCUUUGAUUUUGUUGUAACUGGGGAAGAAAAACUGCUUCCAUUGUAGAUUGUCAUAAACUUUGCAUUUGCAAUUUUGUCAAUGCAAUAAUAUGAUCAUGUAAUGAUGGUUUAGUCACUUGUCUCUCAGUAUCUUUGCGAAAUAUUCCUUGUAGUACUGAUUUUAUCAUAAAUAGGCAAGCUUGUACAA